CAGUAAUGUCAUCAUCCGCACCAAUUGCCUAGCUUGUCCGGGUCAUGCCACCGCUAGAAUUCGCCACUGAUAGCACUGGAUCGACCAAAUAGUCAAUACAUAUAUCAUAAUCAGACGGACGCCUAGCUUUUGGGCCUUUAGGGGCUUGCACGUGCGUUGCGCGCUCAAGCUCUCUCUCCUCCAUCCACUCGUCCGCUAUCAACCAUGUCGCUGCAGGAAAAGGCUGAAGAUCUCAGGAAAACGAUCGAUAAUCUCCUCGUGGUGGGAGUUGACAUGGCGGUUCCAAUUCUCAGGGUCGUCAAUGCUACCGCUGAUUGGUGUCCCCCUCUAAAGAUGGCGACUGGCGGUGCACUCUCCAUCUUCGACGAGGUUAAAAAGUUCAAGGAGAACAAGAAGGAAUGGGCUGAUUUUGGUGAAUACGUAGCUAGCACUAUGGCCAAGGUAGUUUCAGCCAUAAAGUCUUAUGAUGUGUCAGCGGGGGAGGCAGGGUCAUGGGUGGAGGGUGUCGCGGAGCUUGGGAGCGCGCUGCAAGGCAUCCAGUCCAAAAUCAAACAAAGACUCAGAGAACUAGAGGAACGGUCAGGUGCAAGAAAUGCACUGUCUCACUAUCGAGACCCUGGAAAAUUCGAGGGCCUAAAGAAAGAUUUUGACAAAGCGCUGGCAUUGUUUCAGCUUAAGACGAAUUUAACGAUCGGUGUCAAAUUAUCGACUAUAGAGGACAGCUUAGACCGUCUGGAGGGUGCGAUUGGCGUCAAAUUAUCGACCAUGGAGGACAGCUUAGACCGUCUGGAGAGUGACCCAAUCCUCGAUAAUCUCCGAUAUCCUCAAAUCGCCCACCAUGAUUCGACAGAGGCGUGCCUAGAAGGUACCAGGGUCGAUCUCACGGAGCGUAUUAUGAACUGGUGUCGUAACACCGGGGAUAACGAGAACCGGCUGAUGCUGUUGACCUCUGUCGCUGGCGCUGGCAAGACUUCGAUUGUGCACACGGUUGCAGAUAAAUGUAAAAGGGAGGCUAUCUUGUUGCUGUGCUUUUUCUUCACAGUUGGCGAACAGCCACGGCCGGACCGUUUAUUUAGCGGCAUUGCUCAAGCUCUAGCAAAGCGUGACGCAGAUUACCGCGCCUUCAUUAUCUCUGCCCUUCGAAAAGACCCCACCCUCUCAACAGCUCCAUUCACGAUGCAGUUCAAGGAAUUGGUUUCUUCGCCCCUGCUUCAUAAACCUCCUCCUUCCGAUCGUCCUAUGGUGGUCAUCAUUGACGCUUUGGAUGAAUGUGACAAAGAAGUGUUCGAAUCCCUUGCCGAAAUUCUUGGGGACGAAGUGCCCAGGCUACCGUCUUCUGUCAAAUUCUUCAUCACAUCGAGACAAUUCGAUCUCGUGAAUCGCUACCUCUCCCCCGAUUACCCUUUCAAUCGUCUUAGUAUUGAUCUCUCGGAUGAGGCAAAUGUGCAGGACUGUGCUAAGUACAUACGCUUCCAGCUCCAAAAACUGAAGAAGGUACAUCGGGAUUUACGGCGUCAUCUUCAGGACGAGGAUAAAAUGGUACAGGAGAUCUCGGAACGAGCAAAUGGCUUGUUUAUCUGGAUCAGCACCAUCUUUCGCUACAUGAAGAUGGCGAACAAGGAUCCUAUGAAGACACUAGAAAGUCUACUCGACACUGGUGCCAAACGACCUGAGAUCCCUGCCGAGAAGAUGAUGGAAGACUUGUAUACCAGCAUUUUGAAGAAGUGUGCUUGGGAGGAUGAAGAUUUUGCGCACGAUUACCCAAUCGUGAUGGGAGCAAUCUUCGUUGCCCAGCAGCCUCUGUCCAUCACAGCCUGGGAUGCAAUUUUGUCACCUUUCCUCAGGUCUCCCGAGUCUGUCCGAUAUGCAUUGGCUGAACUUGCUCCUCUGCUCUCAGGAGUUGAGGAUUCCCACAUUCCGGUUCGCGUCUUACACCAAUCUUUCCGCGAUUUUAUUGUUGAUCGGAUCGAUCCCCAAACAAUCAGCUCUCGUUGCACUCUCGUAGCUCUGGGGGUGGAGAAUGCCAGGGUUGCCCUGCGAUGUACCGAGAUUUUGAACAAGGAUCUCCACUCUGUAAAGGGCCUAGGACAGAUUGAAAACUUGUCCAAAGAAGAUGAAAUGCCGCGCAUUUCUCCAAAGGAGGUAUCUGAGCACUUCCAUUAUGCAUGUCGCUACAUCAUCCACCACCUCGGUGGAGUCCAGGAACGUUCUGAGGAGCUUGCUGGGCCAGUUAGUAUGUUUCUGAGUGAGGUGGUGACUCGGUGGGUGGAAGUCUGUGUGAGAAUGGAAAACUACGUCAGUAUCUCAUUACUCCCUGAAUGGGCUAAGUUGGCUGUUGACCACAGGGCUGUUAGCACACUCGCUAAUGUGCUUUCCAAGCUUCCAUGGAAUUUGAAAUUUUUUUCAAGAUUCCAGGAGGCAUAUGAGGCAGCAAAUGAUUCUGUUGUACUUUGCCGUUACCUUUUUUCUGUGGACACAAGAUACUACACCCCGCAUUUGGCUAAGUCACUCAACAGUCUGUAUGUCGCUCUUUACAGACUCGGACAGCACUCGGAGGCACUCCCAUUCAUCGAAGAAAGUGUCAAACUCCAUCGCCAGCUAGUUGCCGUUAACCCAGGAUCAUACAUCCCAGAUUUGGCUAAGUCACUCGACAAUCGAUGUACCGCUCUUUCCAAACUCGGACAGCACUCGGAGGCACUCCCAUUCAUCGAAGAAAGUGUCAAACUCUAUCGCCAUCUAGUUGAUGUUAACCCAGGAUCAUACACCCCGGAUUUGGCCAUGUCACUCAACAAUCUAUAUAUUGCUCUUUCAGAUCUCGGACAGCACUCGGAGGCACUCCCAUUUGUGGAAGAAAGCAUCAAACUCUAUCGCCAGCUAGUUGCUGUUCACCCAGGAUCAUACACCCCGCAUUUGUCCAUGUCACUCAACAAUCUAUGUACUGCUCUUUCCAAACUCGGACAGCACUCGGAGGCACUCCCAUUCAUUGAAGAAAGUGUCAUACUCCACCGCCAGCUAGUUGUUGUUAACCCAGGAUAUCACACACCGGAUUUGGCCAGCUCACUCAACAAUCUAUAUAUUGCUCUUUCGGAUCUCGGACAGCACCCGGAGGCGCUCCCAUUCAUUGAAGAAAGCGUCAAACUCAGGCGCCAGCUAGUUGCUGUUAACCCAAGAUCAUACACCCCAGAUUUGGCCACCUCACUCCACAAUCUAUGUAAUGCUCUUUCCAACCUCGGACGGCACAAGGAGGCACUCCCACUCAUCGAGGAAAGUGUCAAACUCUACCGCCAGCUAGUUGCUGUUAACCCAAGAUCAUACACCCUGGAUUUGGCCAUGUCACUCAACAAUCUACAUUAUGCUCUUUCCAAACUCGGACAGCACUCGGAGGCACUCCCAUUCAUCGAAGAAUGUGUCAAACUCUAUCGCCAUCUAGUUGAUGUUAACCCAGGAUCAUACACCCCAGAUUUGGCCAUGUCACUCCACAAUCUAUCUGCCGCUCUUUCUAAUCUUGGACAGCACUCGGAAAUGCUCCCAUUCAUCAAAGAAUGUGUCAAAAUCCGGCACCAGCUAGUUGCUGUUAACCCAGGAGCAUACACCCCAAAAUUGGCUAACUCACUCAACACUCUAUGUAAUGCUCUUUCCUAUCUCGGACAACACUCGGAGGCGCUCCCAUUCAUCGAAGAAUGUGUCAAACUCUAUUGCCAGCUAGUUGCCAUUAACCCAGGAUCAUACACCCCAGAUUUGGCCAUGUCACUCAAUGAUCUAUGUAAUACUCUUAACAAUCUUGAACGUCAUUCCAAGGCACAAAUGGUCCACAUUUGAGCAUGUUUUCCUCAUUGCAUUACUGCUAGCACAUGAUGGGCAAGCUCAAAUUGGAUAUUUGACUGGAGAACACCAAUAAAUCCAACCUCAAUUUCUUUGAUUGCAAACUAUUGAUAAAAUAUUUACAGAGUUCACUGACUGCUACACAUAAUGAUUCACAGACACAUCAUGAUCAGAUAACUAUCAGGACUACUCAUUUCUUCCUCUAACACAUUUUCCUCCCAUUGCUCAUUGCUGAUGUACUUGUCCAUGUUUCUACAUGCCACUGUCAUAUCCAUACUGUCAG
Messenger RNA from Cantharellus anzutake, 4105 nucleotides. RefSeq lists its product as uncharacterized. Lineage: Eukaryota; Fungi; Basidiomycota; Agaricomycetes; Cantharellales; Hydnaceae. The coding region runs from base 205 to 3819 and encodes 1204 amino acids. Gene Ontology annotation, molecular function: protein binding. The transcript is spliced from 5 exons. The record is from RefSeq and is a predicted model, not a curated record.